Canariomyces notabilis is the source of this 809-nucleotide messenger RNA. RefSeq lists its product as uncharacterized. The record is from RefSeq and is a predicted model, not a curated record. The transcript has 3 exons. Lineage: Eukaryota; Fungi; Ascomycota; Sordariomycetes; Sordariales; Chaetomiaceae. Bases 1 to 723 code for a protein of 240 amino acids. Gene Ontology annotation, biological process: mycotoxin biosynthetic process.
AUGUACUUGUUCAGGCCAAGAUCCGGUUACCUGCCCGUUCCUGUCCGUCAGGAAUCGCCCGGUAGUUCAAGUUCAAAAUCCGUUGCCAGCACCACAAGCAGAGUCUGUCGUCUGCUUGUGCUCCCAGCAGUUGCCGUGGUCUCAUGCGCUCUCGGCUUCUCUGUGGGGACAAGGACCUCUGUGCCAGCUUGCUCGAAUGGAGACAGUGCCUUUCUACAGCCAACAAAACUUGACAUUGCUAUCCCCACUAUCAACACGGCGUUCAAGUACAACCGCACCUUCAGCGAGGAUCCGUGGAACAAUAGCAUCACGGAGGAAGCUUGGGAGAGUAUCGUUCCUGUGGGACAAGGAUCCGUCCGAUAUCCUGCCGCAAUGCCGCAGGUCUAUACUCUCUCUGUCGUGCAUCAGCUUCACUGUUUGUGGUCCAUUCAUAGGAACUACUACACGAGCCUGCGGCCUCAGCCUGCGGACCACGACGAUUCGGACGAAAGCAUGGCCCGGCAUAUGAGGCACUGCUUCGAUUACCUGCGCCAAAGCCUGAUGUGUGCCGCGGAUGCGACCCUCGAGCCGGUUGACCCGGCUCUUGGCGGCGUGACCGGCUGGCACAAUCCCCGGGUUUGUCGUGACUACAAUGCUUUGGCGGCGUGGGCGGCCGCGCAUCGGGUAAGCAAUCUCCGGGGUUUCCUCCAGACCCCGGGCGAGCAUUCGCAUGGAAAGCAAUGAUAAGAAUCUCAUCACAGUGGAUGGGAAUGGGUAAGCCAGCCUCAGGUUACCGUAUUUACGCCUUGAAUAUCCGACAUGUAUGUACC